AUGGAAGAGUCUGAGAAAGGAACUGAGUGUAAUUUAGAGCAAUCAAAAGAAGACUUGCUUUGGACACCUAAAUAUAAUAUGGAGUUUGAUUAUGAGAAAGCGGCAUAUGACUUUUAUAAUGAUUAUGGACACCAUGUGGGUUUUAGUAUUAGAAGAGAUGGUUGUGGUGGAGGUAAAUAUGGUGUACUUACUACAAGAAAUUUCGUUUGUUGUAAGGAAAGUGAGCCAGGGAAGGAUAAGAGAGACGAUUUGACAAAAAACCCAAUAGCACAGACAAGGACCGGAUGUGGAGCGCUUAUGGUCAUUAAGUUGGAUAGACCUACAGAGUUAGAUGGUGCAUUUAUAGACUUAACCGUAGAUUCUAGAGUUCCAUUGACGUCUACAUUUGAACUAAUGGGCAGACAAGCUAGGGGAAGGGAGUCAUUGGGAUUUACAAAGCAAGACUAG
Argentina anserina (silverweed cinquefoil) is the source of this 447-nucleotide messenger RNA. Its product is annotated as protein FAR1-RELATED SEQUENCE 5-like. The record is from RefSeq and is a predicted model, not a curated record. NCBI's taxonomy places the organism in Eukaryota, Viridiplantae, Streptophyta, Magnoliopsida, Rosales, Rosaceae. The coding region runs from base 1 to 447 and encodes 148 amino acids. The transcript is spliced from 2 exons.